AUGAAACGAUCAAAAUCCUAUUCCUCUGUGUUUAAUUUGGAGAAUGAGGAGCAAAUUCAAGGACUCUAUGAGUUAUCGGAGGAAGAGAAACUAAAUAUUCAGCGUAGAAAACAAAUUGAACAUUUUAAAAAGGAAGUAAAACAGCUUAGAAGAUAUGUGGAGGAAAUUAAAACUUUUCGGGAUCAAUGGGUGUGGGUCAAAUAUGCGAGAAGAGUUGUGAUGAUCACUCACUUGAUAACGGCAGUGUAUAUUAUUGCAGAAAAAACGUUGAGAGUUUUAAAUAUUUCUUUGUAUCGAACAGUUUCUCAUCAAUUAUCGUUUAGUCAAUUGAUGAAGUCUUGGAUGCAAAACAAAUUUGAACAAAGUAAUUCACUACAAAAUUUAAAGGAUACAUUACAAAAAUAUCAUGAAAAUGUUUCAAGACAAUAUCAAGAACAGAAGCAACGAAGAUCAGAGUAUUUACAAUAUUUAGCCUCUCUACCACCAGAGUCGUUAAACAACCAAGUGUCAUCCACACAAGGAGGAUUGAUAAAUUAUAUUUCAAGUCUAUUUGGAAGUGGUAGUAGCACCAGAAAAGUGUCAACCAAUAUUUUGGAUUUUAUGGACCCAUCCGAUGGAUUGACAUAUUUUGGAGAGGACGGAGUUUUUGCUUCGUAUUUAAAAGAGGCUGAUAGUAACACAUCUGCUUUCAAUUCGUUCACAUCACUAAAGAAUGGGCAUUUUACCAACACCAUGGCACGAAGUAUAUUUGCUUCCCAAGGCUUUCGAGCUAUUGCAAGAUUAUUUUGGAAGGAAACAUUGCAAAGUAGUUCUCUCAUUUUCCUUGUAUAUUGGUUUGGUAAACAGAACAUUCAAAAGAGAGUAUUUGCAACCAUUUUACUCUUUCUAUUUAAUGUUUAUGUGUUGGUAUUUGACAUGCAUUCUGGAUCCUCAGCAAGAUUUAGAACCAUUUUGCGCUGGAAUGUGAUUUUUAAUAUUUUGUCACUCAUAACCUUCUUGCUCUUUAAACAACAUUUGAAUAUUACUACUGAAUAUUUUGACCAAAGAUAUCUGAAAGAUUAG
This is a messenger RNA of Naegleria lovaniensis, 1062 nucleotides long. RefSeq lists its product as uncharacterized. Lineage: Eukaryota; Heterolobosea; Eutetramitea; Acrasida; Naegleriidae. The coding region runs from base 1 to 1062 and encodes 353 amino acids. The transcript has 2 exons. The record is from RefSeq and is a predicted model, not a curated record.